ACGCGCAAUCGCUGCAUAUUGGUGCAUUGAAUGCACCUCGUCUCUCACCUGGUCUCGUCUCUCACCUGGUCUCGUCUCUCACCUGGUCUCGUCUCUCACCUUCUAGUAGGGAAGACUGCAUUUAUAAACAUACGUUAUCCCAAUCUCCUCCACCUCCUCAUCCCUUCCACACCAAUACCACCACCAGACCCGCUCCACAAAGAUGGAUUCCGACAAUGACUACUACAACGACUACGACUUCGAUUUCGGUGACUCUAUCAACGAAGGCAUUCCCUUCGAUUCACUUGCCAGUUUCGCAAGCUCCAGUUCCAGGCCGGAGCCUCGGUUGCACCGCAGUCUGCCAGUAGAUGACAAGAAGUCUGAGUCCGGCAUCGACCACAACGGUGAUCAACUGUUCCAGUUCGACCACAACGGUGAUCAACUGUCCCAGUCCAACGACAACGAUGAUCGACUGUCCCAGUCCGACGGUUUCUCCGCAUCAUCUGACCCCGACAAACCGAACUUCACAGUGGAAACACAUCCGAUGAUCUUCGAACUGGCAUCAGAAACAUCAUAUCGUGAGCUCCAACAAAGCAUUGGUCAUCUAUCGUCAUCAGUUGACAACCUCUCCCAGCCCUCUGGCGCUGAGAUCGAGAAUGGAGUCUGCGCGUACAACCUGUCCGUGGUCCAGGUUAACAUCAACAACAUUGAACGACUGAUUAAGAAAUACAACGCUAGCCGGGCUGAGGAAGAAGCGUUUGAAGCCAGUGAGAAAUUUGAAGCUGAUGCUGUUACACUCCCAAUGCCUAAGUCAGCAGAAUCACAAUGGCGCAUUGUGUCUGCGUACAGAGAUGCAAGGUUCGUUCUCGUUGUCCCAGCCUGGAAGAUAGGCGCAAAGAGAACUCAGGGAUCCCAGACUGUCCGUGCUGGACACAUGGUACCUACUGGAUCAAUCGUAAAGGGAAGUGGUAACGAUGCCUGGAACGCAGGUCUUGUCGCCUGGCUCUGCAAGACUGAACAUCUCUUCGGCUACGGCGCUGGCUUUGACGUCUACAUCUCUUCUGCCAAGUCCAGUUGCCCGUAUUGCCUUACAUCGCGCAAGGACAGCAACGGUAUUGAUCAAGAUUUCAUUCUACCUGACGGCGUCAAUUUCCUCCUCCAGCUUUCCAGUCACGUUGAGCUCAACACCAACUGGGACAUUGUCUGGAACGACAGGACCAAGACGAGCAGGGCGAGGGUAGACGGACAGCCUGUCGUGUUCACGAAGGGCAGUCUGGUUCACAAUCGCAUCCGCGAGAUCCCCGACAAGUUUAUCAUUGGCCCCAAAGCCUCCAGUGGAUAG
Molecule: messenger RNA, 1321 nt
Organism: Boeremia exigua
Lineage: Eukaryota; Fungi; Ascomycota; Dothideomycetes; Pleosporales; Didymellaceae
Exons: 1
Coding region: 203-1321 (372 amino acids)
Source: RefSeq, a predicted model, not a curated record